UUGAAGCCGGCUGUAGGCUUGAAAAGAGGUUGGCCCGGGGCAAGUCUAGCUGCUUGGCUCCCUUCACUAGGUUUGGUGAUUGUCCCAGAGCUUCCGAACCCGGGAUCGGAGUGUGAGAAUCGCUCUAGAGGGAGGGAAGCCCAGGUAUCACUAUGGCAACCGCCAGCCCUGCGGCCGCGUUACGUCACCCCUCUCUCCGCUAGAAGCGGCCUCUGCGGGAGGGAGCUGGGGAGUCCUCGAAGGGGGAGCCCCCUGCCUCGUUUAGUGUGGGGCUGUUCCGCCCCGAUCCCUGGGAGGGCUUUGUUCUUUUGUUCCGGCCUAGGAGGAAGGACGGGAGCCGGGCCCCGCCCUGUUUGUCCACCUUCCAGCUUUUCCGCUCCGCAACAGGUGUGUCUUUUUGAGCCCGCGGGAGUGUGAGCCCUCAAGUGUGCACCGAGGUAACCGUCCGAGUACGUGGGCGCCUCUGGCUAGAUUCUAGGGUAGGCGCGAGGGGUUUUUUGGAAUGUGGGGCCGAACCUGCGUACUCGAUCUCCAUUCUGUUUUUGUUCAGCGGGAGUGCCACAUGCCUCUUUAGUGCUCUCUCCGGGCACUUCUCUUUUCCAAGGUCCUCUUGGCCACUGUGCAAACUCUUGAGGUGUGAUUGUGUGACGGUUGCCGCUGACCCCGUCCUGUGUCUCUUAGGGCAGCCAACUUCAGCGUGUGUAAGGGCUCAGACUCCUGCUGGACAUCUGGGCUCCAGAGAGAGGACCCAGCUGGAGGUACGCUGCUUGGGAAAUCCCGGUGUCCAGAUUCCAAGAGGAACGGGAUGAGCACCUGAGAUGGAAGAUCUGUCUUCUCCAGAGUCUGCCCUUCUCCAAGGGAGACAUACUUCAUUCCCAUCAGCUAGUUUUCAGGAAUCUGUGACCUUCAAGGAUGUGGUAGUGGAUUUUACCCAGGAAGAAUGGAAACAGCUGGAUCCUGUACAGAGAGAUUUAUUCAGGGAUGUGACAUUGGAAAAUUAUACACAUCUGGUCUCUAUAGGACUCCAAGUUUCCAAACCUGAUGUGAUUUCCCAGUUAGAGCAAGGGACGGAGCCAUGGAUCGUGGAGCCCAGCAUUCCAGUAGGUACACUUGGAGACUGGGAGACAAGGCCAGAAAAUAGCGUCUCAGAGCUGGUUAUUUCUGAAGAAGAGCCACCUCCAGAGGCAAUAGUGGAAAAGCACAAAAGGGAUGAUCCUUGGAAUACCAACUUCUUAGAAACUUGGGAAUCCGAAGGCAGUCCAGAGAGGCAGCAGGCAAAUGAACAGACCCUGCCAAGCGAAAUAAAAAUAACUGACAAGACAAUUCCUAUUUUGGGCCAAGCACAUGUAAAUACUAACUUUGAAAAAAGCAUCAAUGUGAGUUCAGACCUUUUAACACAAAAAGAAAUAUCUCCAAAAGAGACCUCUACUAAAACAAGCAUGAAACAUAGUGUAAACCCAGUUAAAAAAGAGAAGUCUUGUAAGUGUAAUGAAUGUGGAAAAGCUUUUAGUUAUUGUUCAGCUCUUAUUCGCCAUCAGAGAACACAUACUGGAGAAAAACCCUACAAAUGUAAUGAAUGUGAAAAAGCCUUCAGCCGGAGUGAAAACCUUAUAAACCAUCAAAGAAUUCAUACUGGAGAUAAACCAUAUAAAUGUGAUCAGUGUGGAAAAGGCUUCAUUGAGGGUCCAUCUCUUACUCAACAUCAGAGAAUUCACACUGGAGAAAAACCCUAUAAAUGUGAUGAAUGUGGGAAAGCCUUUAGUCAGAGGACCCAUCUUGUUCAGCAUCAGAGAAUUCACACUGGUGAGAAACCAUAUACUUGUAAUGAGUGUGGAAAAGCCUUUAGCCAGAGAGGCCACUUUAUGGAACAUCAGAAAAUUCAUACAGGAGAAAAACCUUUUAAAUGUGACGAAUGUGAUAAAACCUUUACCAGGAGCACACAUCUUACUCAACAUCAAAAAAUUCAUACUGGAGAGAAAACCUAUAAAUGUAAUGAAUGUGGGAAGGCUUUCAAUGGACCCUCAACAUUUAUUCGUCAUCAUAUGAUUCAUACUGGUGAAAAACCAUAUGAAUGCAAUGAAUGUGGGAAAGCCUUCAGUCAGCACUCAAACCUCACUCAACAUCAGAAAACACAUACUGGGGAGAAACCUUAUGAUUGUGCUGAAUGUGGGAAAUCCUUUAGUUACUGGUCAUCCCUUGCUCAACAUCUAAAAAUUCAUACUGGAGAAAAACCUUACAAAUGCAAUGAAUGUGGAAAGGCCUUCAGUUACUGCUCAUCCCUUACUCAACAUCGGAGAAUUCACACCAGAGAAAAGCCCUUUGAAUGCAAUGAAUGUGGAAAGGCUUUCAGUUAUCUCUCAAACCUUAAUCAACAUCAGAAAACUCAUACCCAAGAGAAAGCUUAUGAAUGUAAGGAAUGUGGGAAAGCCUUUAUUCGGAGUUCAUCUCUUGCUAAACACGAAAGAAUUCAUACUGGUGAGAAACCCUAUCAGUGUCACGAAUGUGGGAAAACCUUCAGUUAUGGCUCAUCCCUUAUUCAGCAUAGGAAGAUACAUACUGGAGAAAGACCUUACAAGUGUAGUGAAUGUGGGCGAGCCUUCAACCAGAACAUACACCUUACACAACAUAAGAGAAUUCACACAGGAGCAAAGCCUUAUGAGUGUGCCGAGUGUGGCAAAGCCUUUCGACAUUGUUCAUCUCUUGCUCAACAUCAAAAAACUCAUACAGAAGAAAAACCCUACCAGUGUAAUAAGUGCGAAAAGGCUUUUAGCCAGAGCUCCCAUCUGGCUCAGCAUCAACGAAUUCACACUGGAGAGAAACCCUAUAAGUGCAAUGAAUGUGACAAAUCCUUUAGCCGUAGCACUCACCUGACUGAACAUCAGAAUACUCAUACUGGAGAGAAACCUUACAACUGUAAUGAAUGCAGGAAGACUUUCAGCCAGAGCACUUACCUCAUUCAGCAUCAGAGAAUUCAUUCAGGAGAGAAGCCUUUUGGAUGUAAUGAUUGUGGAAAAGCCUUCAGAUAUCGUUCUGCUCUCAACAAACAUCAGAGACUGCACCCUGACAUAUGACUCUUCGAGGAACAUCGUAAGCAUAGGGGAUGCAUUUACUCUAGUUUGUCCUUUUGUUAAGUACAGAAGAAUCAGGGUGGAUUGAGAAAUGGCUGAAAAUAUUUUUACUUUUCACUGUCAUGUUGUGGAAUGGAAAGUACAUUGGGCUGAAGUAAUUCAAUUAUGUUGUUAAGCAACUUUGUGACCUUGGCAAAUUCAGCCAUUGUAAGCUUCAGUUUCCUCUGUGAAAUGAGGGAUUUGGAGUAGGUAAUUUCAAAGGUCGUUUGGAGUUUUAUAUUCAGUUUUGUAUAUUCACAGUAUAUUCUUGAAUAGGAUUAUUAUACAUCAGCAUUUUGCUGUGUUGCAUUUAGAGUGUAUGUAUUUAUGCAUGUUUUGCCAAUAGAAAGCAUUUAUGUUUCAGCAA
This is a messenger RNA of Hippopotamus amphibius kiboko, 3474 nucleotides long. It is a transcript of the gene ZNF184, whose product is annotated as zinc finger protein 184. The record is from RefSeq and is a predicted model, not a curated record. Gene Ontology annotation, biological process: regulation of transcription by RNA polymerase II. Gene Ontology annotation, molecular function: RNA polymerase II cis-regulatory region sequence-specific DNA binding; DNA-binding transcription factor activity, RNA polymerase II-specific. NCBI's taxonomy places the organism in Eukaryota, Metazoa, Chordata, Mammalia, Artiodactyla, Hippopotamidae. Bases 819 to 3071 code for a protein of 750 amino acids. The transcript has 5 exons.